Saccharomyces kudriavzevii IFO 1802 is the source of this 1113-nucleotide messenger RNA. It is a transcript of the gene CTF19, whose product is annotated as Ctf19p. The record is from RefSeq and is a predicted model, not a curated record. Lineage: Eukaryota; Fungi; Ascomycota; Saccharomycetes; Saccharomycetales; Saccharomycetaceae. The transcript has a single exon. Bases 1 to 1113 code for a protein of 370 amino acids.
AUGGAUUUUACUUCUGAUACGACAAAUUCGCAAGAUACAUCAAAUUCACAUUUGAGUUUAGAAGAUGUUGUGAACCCAAAGCAGACUGAACAGGACAACGCCGACGUUGAUGAGGACGAGAAGCAGCAACUAUCGCUAUUGAAUGAUGAGGAGCUACGCGCCUUGAGACUGCAAGAGGAGAAGGAAGCCUUGUUGACGAGAAGGAACACUCUCCUGCAAGAGAUCCAGUCGUACCAAAAUAUCCUGGUGAAGGAAGAUGCUGCCAAGAAAGCAAAGAAUGGUGAUAUCUUGCAAAGCGAUAUUACGCAGGAUUUUCUUGAUUUGAUCUCGAUUUCGUCUUCUAAACCCAACUCUGUGGCGGAUGACCGCAAACGCGUCCAAAGUAUCAAUGGACUAACUAAUUUGCAAAAGGAACUAAUUACAAAGUACGAUACAUUGCCUUUAUUGAAUAUGAAUCUACGGCUGAGCUACUUAAGAGACCACACAUAUCCGCAUGUCCAAAUUUCUGUGCAAUCCAGAGACAGAGUGCAUAAAGAGGGUAUUGAAAUUCUGGUGGUCAAUUUCAAAUUUUGCAGAAACACGAUGAAUCCAUUUGAAAUCCAGUUCAAAAUGUUCUAUGAGUUUGAAGAUUCCACGCUGCUGAAAUGGGACAUCUUGCGAAUUUCCACAAACGUUAAGCUAAAAGCCAAGCAAUUGUUGGCAACUCGUAACUUCCAGAACUGUCUUCUGAGUCUUUAUGAAUUUGAUAAGAUCAAAUCUAGAAAAAUCGGAAUUUUCCAGAAUCUAAUUAAUUUAUUGAAAAGGAAAUCCAAAUGCUAUCUUAUGAAUAACGGCGACUCAUUGGUGAUCGAAAGGGUGAUUAGAGAGGGAGGGUUGACAACGAUAAAAUUGCAGAUAAAUUUCUUCAUCAUAAUGUCCGGUGAGAGCACACAACCUCCCAAUUGUUUUUUGCCCAUGAGUAAGAUCUCAAUAAACUUAUGGAAAGGUGGAGAAAGAUUUGACCAAAUGGAUUUGGACGAGAUUUGCUACGGGCUGAUCAAGGAGUAUGGUGUGAAAACGGGAUUAAAGGAAAUCUGCAAUGUUUGUUUAUUCCCGGACAUUUACGCUAGGUGA